Molecule: messenger RNA, 1687 nt
Organism: Suricata suricatta (meerkat)
Lineage: Eukaryota; Metazoa; Chordata; Mammalia; Carnivora; Herpestidae
Gene: TUBD1
Product: tubulin delta 1
Exons: 9
Coding region: 127-1488 (453 amino acids)
Biological process (GO): mitotic cell cycle; microtubule cytoskeleton organization
Cellular component (GO): microtubule; cytoplasm
Molecular function (GO): structural constituent of cytoskeleton; GTP binding
Source: RefSeq, a predicted model, not a curated record
UUGAAAGGGAGCAUGCGCAUAAUGACGGGGCUGGCCCUCUGAAGUUUGAACAGGACCGAAACGGCCGGGUCUGGGUCUGUCAGUUGCUCGCUUUUUUGAAGGAAUAGGCCUACUUUGCAUCUCAGCAUGUCAAUAGUAACAGUGCAACUUGGUCAGUGUGGCAAUCAGAUUGGUUUUGAAGUGUUUGAUGCCCUUUAUAAUGACUCACACUGUCCCCAGGGACUCUGCUCUAAAAGAGAGAAUGAGGUAUAUCAAGAAUCUUGCAAAGAAAGAUUCUUCAGUGAAGAGGAAAAUGGAGUUCCCGUUGCCCGGGCUGUACUUGUAGAUAUGGAACCUAAAGUUAUCAAUCAAACACUAUCAAAGGCUGCCCAGUCUGGCCAAUGGAAAUAUGGCCAACAUUCGUGCUUCUGUCAGAAACAAGGUUCUGGAAACAACUGGGCUUAUGGUUACUCUGUUCAUGGACCCAGGCAUGAAGAACCUAUAAUGAACCUAAUCCAGAAGGAAGUGGAAAAAUGUGACUGUUUGAGUGGUUUUUUCAUCAUAAUGAGUAUGGCUGGGGGCACAGGAUCAGGGCUAGGAGCCUUCAUUACACAGAAUCUACAAGAUCAGUACUCAAACGCUUUGAAAAUGAAUCAGAUUAUAUGGCCUUAUGGAACUGGUGAGGUUAUUGUUCAGAACUACAACUCCAUUUUGACUCUUUCUCACUUGUACCGAUCUUCAGAUGCCCUCCUUGUUCAUGAAAAUGAUGCUGUUCAUAAGAUCUGUGCGAAACUGAUGAACAUCAAGCAAAUCUCCUUUAGGGAUAUCAACCAAGUCCUUGCACAUCAGCUGGGAAGCGUGUUCCAGCCUACAUAUUCCAUGGAAGGCUCAUAUCACUACAGAAGAAAUCCAUUAGGAGACUUAAUGGAAAGUUUAGUCCCCCAUCCUGAAUUCAAGAUGCUGGGUAUUCGUAACAUUCCUCAGAUGUGUGAGAACUCACUGGCUUACAGCACGUUUACUUGGACCGGCCUCCUCAAGCAUCUGAGACAGAUGCUCAUUUCUAAUUCGAAAAUGGAAGAAGGUAUUAAUUGGCAGGUUCGGCCUCCUUUAUCAGGACUUCCUCCUCUUGGUAAAGUAUCUCUCAACAGGGAGCUUCAUUUUAACACUUCCAUUGCUAACUUGGUCAUCCUUCGUGGGAAAGAUGUGCACAGUGCAGAUCUGGGAGGAUUUAAAGAUCCAGAGCUCUAUACUUCUUGGUUAGCACCUGUUAAUGCUUUCAGUGCGUGGAAAACCCAGCGAGCAUUUCGCAAAUAUGAGAAGUCAGCGGCAUUGGUCAGCAAUAGCCAGUUCUUACUAAAACCACUUGAUACGAUUGUGGGCAAAGCAUGGAAUAUGUUUGCUUCAAAAGCCUACAUUCAUCAGUACACAAAAUUUGGAAUUGAAGAAGAGGACUUUUUGGACAGUUUCACGUUGUUAGAACAGGUUGUUGCCAGUUACUGCAAUGUCUGAUCUCCAGCAAGGGAGAAAAAGUACCUUAGGACAUUUUGGGGCUAACCACUUUUCAGUACUUUCUCAGAAAGGUGUUCAGAUCCCUACCUGCUAAAGUACCAAAGGCGAAUGCUGUUUCCUUUGGCAGCAGGAAGGAAGAAAGCCUUUAUACUGGAUAUGUUAACUAGAAUGAUAAUAAAAGAAAAGAAGGAAAACCUUU